AUGCGUUGUUCUCUGCAGAAAGCAAUUACCGGUCAGCUGCUGCCCAAUGUGUUCAAGUCUCACGCAUGGGGAAUCCUGCACACGUUGCUGGAGAUGUUCAGCUACAGGAUGCACCAUAUCCAGCCUCACUACAGAGUCCAGCUGCUGAGUCAUCUGCACAGCCUCGCUGCAGUACCACAAACCAACCAGAACCAGCUGCAUCUGUGUGUUGAGAGCACAGCUCUGCGUCUGAUCACAGCGUUGGGCAGUUCAGAGGUACAACCUCAGUUCACUCGCUUCCUCAGUGACCCAAAGACAGUUCUGUCUGCUGAAUCUGAGGAGCUGAACCGAGCCUUGAUCCUGACCCUGGCCAGAGCCACACAUGUUACUGAUUUUUUCACAGGGUCUGACUCCAUCCAUGGCACCUGGUGUAAGGACAUCCUCCAGACCAUCAUGAACUUUACACCUCACAACUGGGCCUCACACACACUGUCCUGCUUCCCUGCUCCUUUGCAGGCAUUUUUCAAGCAGAACAACGUUCCUCAGGAGUCUCGUUUCAACCUGAAGAAGAAUGUAGAAGAGGAGUACAGGAAGUGGAAGUCAAUGGCCAAUGAGAAUGACAUCAUCACCCACUUCUCCAUGCAGGGCUCUCCUCCCCUUUUCCUGUGUCUCCUGUGGAAGAUGCUGCUGGAGACUGACCACAUAAACCAGAUCGGCUUUAGGGUCUUGGAGCGAAUUGGAGCUCGUGCAUUGGUGGCUCAUGUCCGCACCUUCGCUGACUUCCUCGUCUACGAGUUUUCAACUUCAGCUGGCGGACAGCAGCUCAAUAAGUGCAUUGAAAUACUCAACGACAUGGUCUGGAAAUACAACAUAGUCACACUGGACAGGCUCAUUUUGUGUUUGGCGAUGCGUAGCCAUGAAGGAAACGAGGCUCAGGUUUGCUACUUCAUAAUUCAGCUGCUUUUGUUGAAGCCUAACGACUUUAGGAACCGAGUCAAUGAUUUUGUGAAGGAGAACGCCCCCGAGCACUGGCUGCAGAGCGACUGGCACAGCAAGCACAUAAGCUACCACAAGAAAUACCCAGAGAAAUUGUACUUUGAGGGUCUUGCAGAGCAAGUCAACCCUCCCAUGCAGCUUCAACAACAGUACCUGCCAAUCUACUUUGGCAAUGUGUGUCUUCGCUUCCUGCCCGUCUUUGAUAUCGUUAUCCACCGCUUCCUGGAGCUUCUUCCUGUCUCCAAAUCUCUGGAAACGCUGCUGGACCAUCUGGGAGGACUGUACAAGUUCCACGACCGCCCGGUGACAUACCUGUACAACACCCUUCACUACUAUGAACGGCAUCUGAGAGACAGAACCAACCUGAAGAGGAAACUGGUCCAUGCCAUCAUGUCUUCACUGAAGGACAAUCGUACCCCGGGUUGGUGUCUGAGCGAAACGUAUUUAAAAUUUGGAAUGAACCCCAGAGAGGAUAACGUAUUUAUCCCUGAUGACACCUACUACUGCAAGCUGAUUGGACGCCUUGUGGACACCAUGGCGGGAAAGUCACCUGGUCCCUUCCCCAACUGUGACUGGAGAUUCAACGAGUUCCCCAACCCCGCAGCUCACGCCCUGCACGUCACCUGUGUGGAGCUGAUGGCUCUGUCUGUCCCAGGACAAGAUGUCGGCAACGCUUUGCUCAACGUUGUGUUGAAGAGUCAGCCUCUGGUUCCCAGAGAGAACAUCACGGCUUGGAUGAAUGCAACUGGGCUUGUGAUCACUGCACUUCCUGAGCCCUACUGGAUCGUCCUCCACGAUCACAUCGUGUCCGUUCUCAGCUCUCCAGCUCUGACAUCGGAGACAGAGUGGGGAGAUUAUCCUUUCGCCUUGCUCGACUUCACUGCUUGCCACCAAAGCUACAGCGAAAUGAACUGCAGCUAUGUGCUAGCGUUAGCGCACGCCAUCUGGCAUCACUCAUCCAUUGGACAGCUGUCUCUGAUUCCCAAAUUUCUGUCCGAGACCCUGAAGCCCAUCGUCAAGACAGAGUUCCAGUUACUUUACGUGUAUCACCUGGUCGGGCCGUUCCUGCAGCGCUUCCAGCAGGAGAGGACACGAUGCAUGUUGGAGAUUGGUGUGGCUUUCUACGAGAUGCUGCAGGCCGUCGACCAGCACUGCCAUCAUCUCAGCUACAUGGACCCAGUCUGUGACUUCCUGUAUCACAUUAAAUACAUAUACACCGGAGACAGUGUGAAAGAACAGGUGGAGAAAAUCAUCAUGACUUUGCGUCCAGCCAUGAAGCUGCGUCUUCGCUUCAUCACUCACAGCAGCAUGAUAGAGACUUCCACAUCAGCUGCUAGCAGCGCCUCCACAUCCUCUGCUGCCUCCUCCUCCUCGUGCACCCCUCAGCCCCCUCCCUCCUCACUCUCCUCUUCCAAUGCCACAGCCUCUCCCUCCUCCUCCUCCUCCUCCUCGCAGCACACACACACACCAUUGUAG
This is a messenger RNA of Nematolebias whitei (Rio pearlfish), 2451 nucleotides long. RefSeq names its product mediator of RNA polymerase II transcription subunit 23. Gene Ontology annotation, biological process: regulation of transcription by RNA polymerase II; positive regulation of gene expression. Gene Ontology annotation, cellular component: transcription regulator complex; mediator complex. The coding region runs from base 1 to 2451 and encodes 816 amino acids. The transcript has 16 exons. Lineage: Eukaryota; Metazoa; Chordata; Actinopteri; Cyprinodontiformes; Rivulidae. The record is from RefSeq and is a predicted model, not a curated record.